This is a messenger RNA of Sipha flava (yellow sugarcane aphid), 1587 nucleotides long. RefSeq lists its product as uncharacterized. The transcript has 2 exons. Bases 458 to 1021 code for a protein of 187 amino acids. The record is from RefSeq and is a predicted model, not a curated record. Lineage: Eukaryota; Metazoa; Arthropoda; Insecta; Hemiptera; Aphididae.
GUACAGAUAUAUCCGUACAGAUAAAUUAUACGUGUGUAGAUUAAUACGAGGUAGUUUUUAGGGGGUUUCAUCGUUUCCGCCAGACCUUUUUAUAUUAGGAGAUACGUUGUUCCGCCAGAACAGGUAGUCUAAACCAGGGCACCAAAACGUUUUUAUAACGUUUAUGAGUUGAGCAAGGACUUUCAUGAAUUUGCAUAUAUUUUCUGGUUAACUUUAUCGUAUGCUUGUACGCGUUGGGACACCGUAGCGUCUACACAUUAUUUCGCCAACAGUUUCUAAUAGCUCUCGAUAGCAGUAAUAAAACAAAACACUGAUAGCGGCAAAUCGGUAAUGUAUACAUUUUAAUUGAAUAAAAAGUACACUAACACACGACUACAAAGCUGUAAAUCGCCAUACGCGAGCGAAAGCCCGUUAAUAUACAAUUUAAUAUAAAAUAAAAUAACAACAUAAUACCAAAAUGAAUUCAAAUGGAAACUCUUCCAACAAAGAUAUAACUCAAACAAACAUUUCAAAAAAUCAAACAGUCCCUUCACUCCUUAUAAAAAAAAACCGAUUAUUUCUAAAUAAUGAAGAUCCAAAAUCUCCGUCACCGAAAUCUGACAAUAAGUUGAGAUCGCUAAGAAAAACCUCCAAAGAACAAAACUUGACAAAUAAAAACACAUUUUUCUCAACACAAAAUCGUUACUCUCCUCUCGAAUUAAUUGAAACAAUUCAAAGUGAAAUUCCUUCAAAUACAAAUACAGCACAAGCCGAAGUUAUAAAUGAUAAUUUAAAUAACUACAUUAUUCAAUCGCAAUUAGCUGAAAAUAAUCCAAAAAUAUCACCAAUAUUUGUAAUAAAUAUAAAUCUAUCAGAAUUUGAACAGUUCCGCCGAGAGAUAUCUGAAAAUAUUCAAAAUAACUUCAGCAUAGUAGCUAAAUUAAACAAAAUAAAAGUUAACCUACAAACAAUGGAUGAUUUCCGAUCGGUCACUAAAUAUCUAGAUAAAAAUAACUAUGAUUAUAUUACCUACAGAUUAUAAGACGAAAAAGACAUUUCAGCAGAUAUAAGAAAUCUACCCAUAUCUAUUAUAGAAUCGGAAGUAAUGGAGGAAUAAAAAAUCUAAAACUUCCUAUACAGUCAGUUAUAAAACUGACAAAUAAAAAUAAAACACUAAACUCCAAUCCCGUUACGUGAAAUGUAAUGGCUUACACUACUUUUCUCAAUACGAUAAAAUACCAGAAACUCUACUUAACUGCGUAAACAGCAACGGAACAUCCCCGGCAAAAUAUAAAGAAUGUAAAUACCUCAAAAUAUAAAAAAUAAAAAAAUGAAUCAAUCCCCAUAAACCUCCAAUAUCCGAAAAUGAGUCAAUAGUUAAUUCAUCAAGAAAUAUAAUUGUUAUAAAUUCCUCAGAAAAGAAAAUGCCAAAUAUAACCUCAUUUGCGGACAUAAUUAAAAGGAAAACUAAUUUCACUCAAGCCACGCAAAAAAUUUUUAGACAAUGUAUUGUAAUGGUAAGCACAAUUAUGCUGCAUAAUCAUCAAUAUUUAAAAUUUAAAAUCAUAAUAAAAUUCAAAAUAAUAACCAUAUUCUAUAUUUAACAAA